This is a messenger RNA of Salvia hispanica, 1743 nucleotides long. RefSeq lists its product as uncharacterized. The record is from RefSeq and is a predicted model, not a curated record. NCBI's taxonomy places the organism in Eukaryota, Viridiplantae, Streptophyta, Magnoliopsida, Lamiales, Lamiaceae.
GCGCGUUUAUUAUCGAGUUUUCCGAUCUUCUUUCAUUCUCGCGAACGGGAAAAGAAAUUAUGGGUGGCUCCGCCGCUACGACUUCCGCUUCCGUACUGUUCUUUCUGGCUUUGAUCUUUGCUGCUUCAGUCGCUGCCGAUGUGGGAGCAAUCACCGGAAGUAAUGCGGAAAAUUGUCAAGUUAUAAAUGCCACUCCUGGAGUGCUGAUCGAAUCUGUUCAAUCUAAAGAUAUUGUGCGCUGUGCACGUGUCAAUGUUUCUGGUCUAUCAAGACUGAAACUCGGGAGUUAUUCUAGUGCCCACAGGAUCACUUUGGUCCCAUCAGAUAGCAUACAUGAGAAAUCCCACAAGAAAAUUCAAAUUUGUUUACACAGAAAUGCCUCACUUGGACUGUGUCAAUGUGAGAAUGGUUACUGGGAUGGUAUCCAUGGUGGAAUAUGGAGCACUACAAUAUCCCCAUAUGAAGAUGGAUUCAUUGAUGUGAAGUUUGUUGACAACUUGUUUGGUUCAGUGACCGUCAGCACCAAAUUAGAGUUCCAUAGCUGGAGGUUAAUUUGUUUAGCCAUUGGUUUCGUUUUAUUGCUUCUGGCACCAAUUGUUAGUAGCUGGGUUCCAUUUUACUACAGCAGUUCAAUGGCCAUUGGAGUUUGUCUUGUUGUCAUAAUUGUUCUCUUCCAGGGAAUGAAACUGUUGCCAACUGGCAGGAAAAGUGCUCUCUAUAGUACCAUUUGCGGUUUGGCACUUGGAGCAGGGUCCUUUUUACUGAACAGAUUGUCUGUAUUUGUCAAUUCUGUUCUUAUCAACUUUGGCAUCAAUCAAGAGAUGCACAACCCUGUGCUUGCAUUUUUGCUAGUUGGAGUUGUACUGGCUGGGGCUGCUUUUGGCUAUUGGCUUGUACGGAAAUUUGUUGUUGCUGAUGAUGGAAGUGUGGAUGUUGGAGUAGCCCAAUUUGUGAAAUGGGCUUUACGUGUAGUAGCUGUGACUUUCAUUUUCCAGAGCACACUUGAUAUUCCAAUGGCAAUGGGACUGCUGAUAUUAUUUUCUGGAUUAUACUUUUCUCUCACUUCUUUUAACUGGCUUGGCUUCAGUGAUUCAACAUUUUCACCAGACUUGAGUCCUCCAAGAAGAAGAAGUGUAAGAGUAAGUAAGACUAAGCGCGCUGAAUUCCUCAGAAGGUCUGAAACCACGGCCCCCCGAGGAAGUCUGCAGAAAAGUUAUAAGGGUUCACCUACAUAUACAAAUUCUCCUGGGAAAGGUGUGGAGAGUUCAGUUGACUACUACUCGACUUUCCACAAAACGCCCAACAAAAAGAAAUAUUCCCAGGAAGAAUGGAAGGAUUUCACAGAGCGAAGUACGCGCCAGGCUGUUGCAGAGUUGGCAUCCUCUCCCCAAUUCACUGAUUGGGUCGUGAAAAAUGCAGAUAGAAUACAGCUCCAGUCAACAGAGAGAAGCUUCAGUGAAUCUGUUGGAAGUGGGUCAGAUUCGAAUGAGGACAAUAUUGCAGCAAGCAGUAGUGGCAGAAGCGGUCUAUCGUGGCGACGCCCAUGGUAGAUAGAGCAUCAUAUAAUGUACCUGCGCCUUUUUUAUCUCAUUAUUUUUCAAUCUUACUUAGCAUCAAGUUUAUGUAUAUGGUAGAGAUUGUCAUAUUACUGGUAAUAUAACAUAGCAGAAAAUUACUAUCAGCACAAAUGUAGUAUUACCUUUGUGUGUUUACUUUUGAAAUGAAAUACUACUGUUUUGUAUC